AUGGGGGACAAUGAUUGUAACUUCGUAAAAGAGGAUGACAUCACUAACUCAAGUAUAAUUGUCCUAGUAAUCUUAGUAUGUGAGGCUUUUGUCGGGAUGUGGAUAAAUUCUUUCAUUAUGGCUGUGAAUUGUGUUGAAUGUGUCAAGCAGAGGUGCCUGUCUUCAACUGAUAAUAUCUUGGCUGUCCUGGCAUUCUCAAGAUUUUGCUUCUUGCUCAAAACAACUUUACAGACUUUUUGCUCAACAUUUUACCCAGAGAUCUAUUACCUGCACUCCGUGUUCCAAGCAUUCAGAGCGGUCACCUGGUUUUUGAACUCGUCCAAUCAAUGGUUCGCUGCCUGCUUGUGUGUAUUUUACUGUGUGAAAAUUGCAAACUUCAGCCACCCCCUCUUCAUCUGGCUAAAAUUUAAAAUCUCCAGGCUGGUGCCAUGGUUGCUCCUGGGAUCUGUGCUUUUCUCCUUGUUCAGCAGCCUCCCUUUCCUUAAUGCUAUUUACAAAAUAGAGUGUAAUGAUUUCAAUUCCAGCCUCAAAAGACAUUAUAAUGCGAAAAAUGUCACAGUGGAAACAUCUGUGUCUCAAGUACUUUCUAUCUGUGGCACUGGAUUUUCCAUGGCGUUCACCAUAUUUAUCAUUUCAGCCUCUCUGUUGUUGUUCUCUCUCUGGAGACACACACAACAGAUGCAAAACAACUCAAGUAGUUUCAGGAGCCCCUGCAUGGAGGCCCACAUUCAAGCAAUGAAAACUAUCGUGUCUUUCUUCCUCAUCAAUAUUGUUAACUUUAUAGCUUUGCUGACCUUGUUGACGAAUAUAUAUCAAGAAACAUCUACUGCCAGCAUUGCUUGUACAAUCAUUGUAGAUGCUUGUCCAUCAGUACAUUCCACUAUCUUGAUUCUGAGCAAUCCCAAACUGAAAAAAACAUUGAUUAAAGUUCUGCAUUAUGCAAAGUGCAAGAGAUGA
Messenger RNA from Chrysemys picta bellii (western painted turtle), 957 nucleotides. RefSeq names its product taste receptor type 2 member 40-like. Gene Ontology annotation, cellular component: membrane. The record is from RefSeq and is a predicted model, not a curated record. Lineage: Eukaryota; Metazoa; Chordata; Testudines; Emydidae. Gene Ontology annotation, biological process: detection of chemical stimulus involved in sensory perception of bitter taste; sensory perception of taste; G protein-coupled receptor signaling pathway. Gene Ontology annotation, molecular function: G protein-coupled receptor activity; bitter taste receptor activity.